Molecule: messenger RNA, 772 nt
Organism: Caenorhabditis angaria
Lineage: Eukaryota; Metazoa; Nematoda; Chromadorea; Rhabditida; Rhabditidae
Source: the annotation of a GenBank genome assembly
AUGUCUUCUGUUUCUAUCAAAUUCCUUGUCUUCUCAGCAAUUUUCAUAAAUCAGGCGUUGGCUUGUGAUUCUUCGGUUUCGGAAGGACGUGAGUAGUUAGCCUAUCUCUCUUUUUAUCCUUGAAAUUAAUUAUUUAGCAUGUGACGGAAGUCUUCUAACAUGUCAAACUCAAGUUUGUGAUGUUUCUGCGGGACAAUGUUGUCCGGCUACAAGUACUAGCACAGCUUCUACAACCACCAAAUCCUCCUCAUCAUCUUGCGCAGAUUUGUUAAACCCGAAAACUGGUGUUUCUGAUUGUCCAAAUCGUGCUUACCUUUGCAACGAUUCAGUUUACUAUGACGUCAUGACAACUCAAUGCCCAAAAACUUGUGGAAGAUGUAAUUCAACUUCAUCAUCCUCCUCCUCGUCCACAAACUGCACUGAUAAGCUCAAUCCAUCCACAGGAACAUCAGAUUGCCCAAACCGCGCUUAUCUCUGUAACAAUUCUGCUUACUAUGACGUCAUGACUGUUCAAUGUCCAAAAACUUGUGGAAGAUGCUCAAGCUCAUCAUCCUCAACAACUUGCGCGGAUCUUUUGAACCCAUCAACCGGUGUUUCUGAUUGUCCAAAGAGAGCCUAUCUUUGCACAGAUUCGACCUAUUAUGAUGUGAUGACUGUUCAAUGUCCAAAGACUUGUGGAAGAUGUCCAUCGACAUCAACAUCCACUUCAACUUCGACUUCAACAACAACAUCAACUGCAGCUACAACUGAGGAAGUAACAGCUAGCACUUAA